CCCCGCUAUAACCGCGCAUGCGCGGCCGCCCCCUCACAGCCGGUCCAACAUGGCGGCGGUGCGGGCGCUGCGCGGGGCCGUGAACGGCGCCGGGCCCGGCGGGCCCCGCGAGCAGGCGGCGGCGCUGACCCGCGAUUUCCUGUCCCAGCCGCGCCUCACUUACAAAACCGUGUCGGGUGUGAACGGGCCCCUGGUCAUCCUGGACCAGGUCAAGUUCCCCAGGUACGCUGAGAUCGUGCACCUGACCCUGCCCGACGGCACCCGGCGCAGCGGGCAGGUCCUGGAGGUCAGCGGCUCCAAGGCUGUGGUUCAGGUGUUUGAGGGCACCUCAGGGAUCGAUGCCAAGAAAACCUCGUGUGAGUUCACGGGGGACAUCCUGCGCACGCCGGUCUCGGAGGACAUGCUGGGCAGAGUGUUCAAUGGAUCAGGGAAACCCAUCGACAGAGGCCCCAUUGUGUUGGCUGAGGAUUUCCUGGACAUUAUGGGCCAGCCCAUCAACCCCCAGUGUCGGAUCUACCCAGAGGAGAUGAUCCAGACUGGCAUUUCAGCCAUAGAUGGCAUGAACAGCAUUGCCAGGGGCCAGAAAAUCCCCAUUUUCUCAGCUGCUGGGCUGCCCCACAACGAGAUUGCAGCUCAGAUCUGUCGCCAGGCUGGCUUGGUGAAGAAGUCCAAGGAUGUGAUGGAUUACAGCGAGGAGAACUUUGCCAUUGUCUUUGCUGCCAUGGGGGUGAACAUGGAAACCGCUCGCUUCUUCAAGUCCGACUUCGAGGAGAACGGCUCCAUGGACAACGUGUGCCUGUUCCUGAACCUGGCCAACGACCCCACCAUCGAGCGCAUCAUCACGCCGCGCCUGGCGCUGACCACAGCCGAGUUCCUGGCGUACCAGUGCGAGAAGCACGUGCUGGUCAUCCUGACAGACAUGAGCUCCUACGCUGAGGCUCUCAGAGAGGUGUCAGCAGCCCGCGAGGAGGUGCCCGGGCGCCGAGGCUUCCCCGGGUACAUGUACACCGACCUGGCCACCAUCUACGAGCGCGCGGGGCGCGUGGAGGGCAGGAACGGCUCCAUCACGCAGAUCCCCAUCCUCACCAUGCCCAACGACGAUAUUACUCAUCCCAUCCCUGACUUGACUGGGUACAUCACCGAGGGGCAGAUCUACGUGGACAGGCAGCUGCACAACAGGCAGAUUUACCCCCCCAUCAACGUCCUGCCCUCGCUGUCCCGGCUGAUGAAGUCGGCCAUUGGCGAGGGGAUGACCAGGAAGGACCACGCCGACGUGUCCAACCAGCUGUACGCCUGCUACGCCAUCGGCAAGGACGUGCAGGCCAUGAAGGCCGUGGUGGGCGAGGAGGCGCUGACCUCGGACGAUCUGCUGUACCUGGAGUUCCUGCAGAAGUUUGAGAAGAACUUCAUCGCUCAGGGGCCCUACGAGAACCGCACCGUGUACGAGACCCUGGACAUCGGCUGGCAGCUGCUCAGGAUCUUCCCCAAGGAGAUGCUCAAGAGGAUCCCCCAGACCACGCUGGCCGAGUUCUACCCCCGGGAUGCCAAGCACUAGCCCGGCCGCCCGCGCCCUGCUUCGCCAGACGCUGGUUUGGUUUCCUUUUCCCUGUGUUAGUGUUUCCCUGUCGCCCUCCCAGCUCCAGCCAGCAGCAGGUGACAUCCGCUGAGAGCAGUUUGGAAAAUGUCCCUUCUCCCCCAGCCUGCGUCUCCAGGAGGGUGUUGAGGCCAGCUCGAAAAAUGUGCAAUAGCCACCGUGAGGUUUGGGCUUUGAAAUGAGGCUUUUGUGGGGUUUUCGUGGCCAGAAAUUGCAAAUCUUCACUUCCAAACCGUGGGUUAGAAAACACGGGAGAGGAAAUGUGACUCGCAGGAUUCCUUGGUGAAAAAUGCGAGUUUUUAACCAGGGCUGCACAUUCUGGAAGGUUUGUGUGAACUGAGGACAGGGGGGUGGCACUGGGGACUUCCCCACCAGCAAAGGUGGGAAAGUCCUUGUCCUUUCAGAGGACAAAGGCCAGUGAGGUGCUACCUGAGAGCAGCAGGAUAAAGCUCAAUUACUGAAUUACAGCUUUUAAAUUGAAGUUUGCAGAGUAAAUUCCCUCCUUCACCCUUUUUUUUUUGGUUGAAUUCUGGAGAUGCCAAACAGGACCAGCAGCUCAGCAGUGUCACCACAGCUGUUGGUGCUUGUGCUGCUGCUCCAGGGGAUCCAGAGAGGUGAAACCCACCCCAAAACCUGCCUCAGCUUUUAAACCACGGCCUGCCCUGCACCAGGCACAGGAGCUGAUAAAAAAGGCAGCUUUUAUUGUGAGAAAGGAUAUUCCAAACCUGCUCCAGGUGUGCCGGGCCGUGCCGUGGCUGGGGCUGUUGUGGUUUUGCACUCCAGGCACGGAUUUGCCUCAGCCCUGGGCUCAGCAUUCCCGCUCUGCAGCCUGGCUGGGCAAUUCCGUGUUGUUCCCUCUGCAGCGGGUUCAGCCGAGGCUGCUGCCCGCCGCCGCUGCUGCUGGCACAAUUCCACAAUUCCACGCUUCUUCCAGGCUUCCCUGUAGUCUGAGCUCUGCUCUGGCUCACCAGAGCAUGUUGCACCUCCCUGCACGCCUUCAGGCCCGUCUGGGAAGGUGCUAACAUGACUGGAAUGUGCUAAUUCCAGCUUUCCCUGACGUCCCCGUGUGUGCAGUUCUCUGGUUUGUUCCGUGUUCUCUGUGGCUGCGACAGCUCCUUGAUUCCAGUGCAUUCCACCCAAAGCUGUGCCCAGUCUCUUUUUUUCCUGAGGUCAGGAUGGGAGGGCGGAAGCGUUGGCAUGAAAAUACUUUAAUGUAGAGAAUCUCUAAAUAAAUUAAAUAUGGAAGGUGUUGAACAAA
Molecule: messenger RNA, 2852 nt
Organism: Prinia subflava (tawny-flanked prinia)
Lineage: Eukaryota; Metazoa; Chordata; Aves; Passeriformes; Cisticolidae
Gene: ATP6V1B2
Product: ATPase H+ transporting V1 subunit B2
Exons: 14
Coding region: 50-1555 (501 amino acids)
Biological process (GO): proton transmembrane transport; ATP metabolic process; vacuolar acidification
Cellular component (GO): proton-transporting V-type ATPase, V1 domain
Molecular function (GO): proton-transporting ATPase activity, rotational mechanism; ATP binding
Source: RefSeq, a predicted model, not a curated record